Molecule: messenger RNA, 1026 nt
Organism: Talaromyces amestolkiae
Lineage: Eukaryota; Fungi; Ascomycota; Eurotiomycetes; Eurotiales; Trichocomaceae
Exons: 2
Coding region: 1-1026 (341 amino acids)
Source: RefSeq, a predicted model, not a curated record
AUGUCCUCCACAAAACCUCUUCUAGUCGUCCUUGGUGCUACAGGAAACCAAGGAGGUUCCGUCGUUGCACACUUCCUUUCCCUGUCAUCAUCACCAUAUGCACUUCGUGCCGUCACUCGAGAUCCAUCCUCUGCCAAAGCCAUUGCACUUGCCUCCCAGGGAGUCGAGGUAGUGGCCGGAGAUUUUGAUGAUCCUAAUUCCUUAGAUGCGGCUUUUAGGGGUGCGUCGGUCAUUUUUAGCAUGACCGAUUUCGCCCAAUCCAUGAUGAAUCAAUCAUUACUAGAGAAAGCUGCCACAUCUGCCGUAAGCCCUGGACUUUAUAUUAGAGACUAUGAAGCCCAACAGAAUAGGAACAUCAUCGACGCUGCUUCUAAAGUUAGAACAUUAGAAAGAUUCAUCUAUUCCAGCCUUCCCUAUGCGGAUAGGUUGAGUGAGGGAAAGUAUGCCCGAGUGUACUAUUACGAUAGUAAAGCAUCCGCGGAAGAGUAUGGCAAGUCAACAUACCCAGAGCUUUGGGAGAAGACCAGCAUUUUCUACGCUGGUUUCUAUCUCGAGAAUUACAUCUGGGGGACAAAAGAUCUUUAUUUUUGCCCUAAAUGGAACAAGGGAAAAGACAGUCUCAUCGCAUGGGGUAUGGAACCUCUCACCACUUUCAACUGGCCUUGGUACUCUGUCGUGCAAGACACCGGCCCACUGGUGGCAGCUUUGAUUCGUGCUGCACCUGGCAAGAAGCUUAUCGGCGUCAACGAGUGGCUCAGCAUGAAAGAUAUCUCUAAGCUCAUAGCUCAGAUAUUAGGGAAAGAUAUCGAGUUUGUUGAUAGUGGACCCAAUUUUAACCAGGGCGAUCCCGAUUUCCAGCGCAGUCGUCGGGAGAUGGUUGGGUUUUCCAUGGAGUUUGGUUAUUACGGAGACAAGGUUGACACGACGGUCCUGAAGCCGAGUGAGCUGGGGGUUUCAGUGCAACUGAGCCCCGUGAAAGAGUGGAUUGAAAAACAGGAUUGGGAGAAAGUCUUGCCAGCCGAGUAG